UCAUUUCCUACAGGAUUCUGUGCCCAGGGCUGCCUGGUAUCUUGGGGGGUCUCCUUGGAGCCAGGGCUCUACAGGCAGAGACUUCAGGCAGAGGUUCAGCAAUGUCUUCCAGCCCUUCCAUGACUACAGCUAAUGACACCACUGUGGGACCGUCACAGUUUCCCAUGGCCUCAGCCAUAUCCCCUGGACUGGGCGCUGGAACCCGGGCAUGGCCUGUGCUGGUAGGAGUUGUAUUGGGGGCUGUAGUCCUCUCUCUCCUCAUUGCACUUGCUGCCAAAUGCCACCUCUGCCGCAAACACCGAGCCAGCUACCAGCAUCGCCCACUUCCCAGGACAGGAAAAGGGCUCCGCUUGCAGCUGGGUGAAGAAGAUGAUGAUGGUUUCAUUGAGGACAAUUACAUUCAACCUGGGAUGGGAGGGAUGGGCUCGGGGUGCAGCCGGGACCAACUCUCCCUCUGAGUCCCUGUCUUCAGACCCUUUCAGGAAUAGUUGAACAGUGGAUACUCCAUGGAAGUCUCACGCCUCAGGGACGUUUGGUAGCUAGGGCUCAGGGGCUGAGCAGAGGCAGAUCAGCUUCCCUCCCCUGACACUAGCUACCAGGUGACAAUGACUUCUCUUACUCAGUGGCUCUCUAUGGCUUCCAGCUGUUCCCCGGAGGAUGCCCAGUGAGGGCUAGACUCAGGAAGUCAACCCCUGGCAGAGGCCACUCUGUUCUCUGCCUUCUUUCAUCACCUCCGUCUCCAUCUUAAUCUCCCCUU
This is a messenger RNA of Suncus etruscus (white-toothed pygmy shrew), 757 nucleotides long. It is a transcript of the gene C6H1orf210, whose product is annotated as chromosome 6 C1orf210 homolog. Lineage: Eukaryota; Metazoa; Chordata; Mammalia; Eulipotyphla; Soricidae. Bases 102 to 458 code for a protein of 118 amino acids. The transcript has 3 exons. The record is from RefSeq and is a predicted model, not a curated record.